Messenger RNA from Egretta garzetta (little egret), 1932 nucleotides. RefSeq names its product scavenger receptor cysteine-rich type 1 protein M130-like. Lineage: Eukaryota; Metazoa; Chordata; Aves; Pelecaniformes; Ardeidae. The record is from RefSeq and is a predicted model, not a curated record. The transcript is spliced from 10 exons. The coding region runs from base 1 to 1932 and encodes 643 amino acids. Gene Ontology annotation, cellular component: membrane.
AUGCGGAAUGUUCCCUGCCCUUAUGCAAAUCUCUUCCUUCUCUUGACCUGCAUAGUGUUUGUCUUUGGGAAGACCCUCAACAUCAUGCUAGGGCUGGGCACGCUCCUGACCGGUCCUGUGUUGGUGUUUGAAGGGGCUGCAGAGGUGAGGCUGAAGGAUGGUGGCGGGCCCUGUGCUGGGAGAGUGGAGGUGAAACACCAGGGCCAGUGGGGGACCGUGUGUAGUGACUCCUGGGACAUGGAAGAUGAUGCAGUGGUUUGUAAGCAGCUGGGCUGUGGCUUUGCUCUUGAAGCUCCUCGGUACGGAUACUUUGGGCCAGGAUCUGGCCCCAUUUGGAUGGCUUAUGUUGUCUGUCAUGGCACCGAGUCUGCCCUGUCUGACUGCAGACACCGGGGAUGGGGUAUAGACUACUGUGAUCACAGACAUGAUGCUGGAGUGAAGUGUUCAGGAUUUGUCCAGCUGGUCGGAGGGGACAGCCCUUGCUCAGGACGCGUGGAGAUCCAUGACGGGGACCAGCGGAAAACUGUCUGUGACUCAGACUUGGGUCCCAAAGCUGCCAACAUCAUCUGCAGGGAGUUGCAGUGUGGCACAGCCCUGUCCAUCCAUGGGGCAGCUCCCUUUGGAGAAGGGGUUGGUCCCAUCUGGGACAGAGAGCUGCAGUGUGCAGGGAAUGAAUCCUUCCUCAUGUUCUGCCCUAGGGGAUCCCCAAGGGACCAGCCUUGCACCCAUGCAAACACUGUCGGUGUCACCUGCACACGGUUCAGGCUGGUGAAUGGCAGCACAGCAUGUGAGGGGAGGGUGGAGGUCGAGGUGCUGGGGACUUGGGGCACCCUCUGUGCCCCCCGCUGGGAUCUCUCGGAUGCCCACGUUCUCUGUCGUCACCUCAACUGUGGCUUUGCUGAGUCCAUUCCCAGAGGAGGGCAUUUUGGGAGAGGAACUGGACCUGUCUGGAAAGACUCAUUCCACUGUGAGGGGACUGAAGCCCACCUGCGACAGUGCCCCAUGACAGCCCUGGGGGCCUCACCAUGCUCCCAUGAGAAUGACGCUGGUGUCAUUUGCUCAGAGUUUGUGGCCCUGAGGCUGGAGAACAGCACCGACUGCUCUGGACGCCUCCAGGUUUUCUACAACGGCACAUGGGGGAGCGUUUGCUCCAACUCCAUGACUCUCAAAACGGUGUCUCUGGCAUGCAAGGAGCUGGGCUAUGGGGAUGGAGGGUUCCUGGAAACACGCCGGGCCUCUGGUAGCAUGUCUGGCAUCGCCUGGCUGGAUCGCGUGGAGUGUGGGGAGAGAAACAGCUCCUUCUGGCAGUGUCCUUCCGCUCCCUGGGACCCGCAGUCCUGUGAUGACCUGCGAGACGAGACCCACAUCACCUGCACAGAGCCGUCUCUCCAGCACUGCUGGGCUCGGCCUGGGGACAGCGGGGCCUGCCGCCACAAGGAGGACGCUGCCGUGAACUGCUCAGCUGCACCCAAGACGGCAGCACCAACCCCCCGAGCAGAUCCCACGCGGGGACGUCCGACUGGCAGUGGGAGACUCUCAUUGCCCAUCAUCAUGUGCAUCAUCCUGGGGGCCCUUCUCUGCCUUCUUCUGGCCCUCCUGGCCGGGCAACUGCGAAGCGCCAGGGCUGGGCGCAGAGGCUCUGGGAGAGUUUGGGAGCCCUUCUCUGAGGCCAUCUAUGAGGAGAUCAGGUACAGCCCAGCAUGGGAGGAGCAGGCGAGGUUCAGUGGCUCAGAUGUCCCUGUCCUGCCUGAGGGUGACCCAGCCGAUGGCUAUGAUGAUGCCAGGGAGGUUUCUGAGCCAGAGGAGGAUCCUUCCCCUGGGCAGGGAGACUGGGAAAUGCCCAGGGCACCCGAGGAGGCAGCAGGAGCCAGGGAUGCCCCUGGAGGUGAGACGGAAAGAUGGUGCUGCUGGAUUAUGAGGUGCCAUCCCUGA